Molecule: messenger RNA, 273 nt
Organism: Huiozyma naganishii CBS 8797
Lineage: Eukaryota; Fungi; Ascomycota; Saccharomycetes; Saccharomycetales; Saccharomycetaceae
Gene: SME1
Product: mRNA splicing protein SME1
Exons: 1
Coding region: 1-273 (90 amino acids)
Biological process (GO): mRNA splicing, via spliceosome; spliceosomal snRNP assembly
Cellular component (GO): precatalytic spliceosome; U5 snRNP; U4 snRNP
Molecular function (GO): RNA binding
Source: RefSeq, a predicted model, not a curated record
AUGAAGGCCGCUGUCCCACCCAUCAAUUGUAUAUUUAACUACCUGCAGAACGAGACGUCAGUGACGAUAUGGCUAUUUGAGCAAGUUUCGUAUCGGAUCCGCGGGAAGAUCCGUGGGUUUGAUGAGUUUAUGAACGUUGUGGUCGAUGAAGCGGAGGAGGUACCGCUGGAUAAAGCCACUGGGAGGGAGAUAGGGGAGAAGAGUGUCACACUGGGGAGAAUACUGCUGAAGGGCGACAAUAUAACGUUGAUUACGCCGCGGGAGGAGCAGUGA